Molecule: messenger RNA, 1325 nt
Organism: Platichthys flesus (European flounder)
Lineage: Eukaryota; Metazoa; Chordata; Actinopteri; Pleuronectiformes; Pleuronectidae
Exons: 3
Coding region: 141-1022 (293 amino acids)
Source: RefSeq, a predicted model, not a curated record
UCUAAGUGGUAAGUUGUUCCCAUUGUCACUGGGGUAUAAAGCCGGCAGAGCCAACUCGCCGGAAGGAGAGCUGGCACAACACAGAAGCAGCCUGUUGUUCAUCAUUGAGGAUCCGAGAGUCAGGAUCUAGACACCCCACCAUGGCCUGCUCGCACUGUAUCUGGAUUGCUCUAAUUCUUCUCUCGGUGAUGACAAGUAACACUGGAGUAUACGGUCGCGCAGUAGAUGCGCUGGGAUUUGCGUCGCCGUCGUCGAGAAGAGCAGAUGAAUCAACCGGGCCAACUUUACGCACGGAGGAGGCGCACCGGGACCGCUGCGCAGAGCUGGCGGCGCCUUGGCUGGAAAACAAACAAGCACCCGGGGAUAACGCGACUACUUUGCAAUUCCGUGGUCGACCCCUUUCCCCGGGAGCCUCGCAAGGCCUUGUGUUCCCCGGCAAAUCUCUUUUCAACUUUGUCCGACGGGUUUACCAAUGCUGUCACGGGGGACUAACCUGCAGACGCGUCAAAGGGAUUCAAGGUCGUUCGAGAGGAGAUAGAGAUGUGGAGUUUCUCCUCAACAGGGAGAUUCUGUCACUGACAGUAACGAGAGCCGAGCUUCACCUUCAACUUAACAACCCGCAGCACCUGGACAUCCACCCUGUGCUUCCAUCCAUGGCAAAGCGCAGCCUUCCAACCAGGUACAGUGUGUGGUCUGGGGGCAGCAGGCUGGAGCUCAGAGUGGAUCUGCUAUUUCUCUUCCAGAGUCUGCAGCAGGCGGCAGGUGGUGCCGGAGGAGGGGGUCCCAGUUUGGUGAACAUGCGGCGGGUGGCGUUUUCUUCCAGGGGGGAUCCACUUAGAGAAAACCCUGCUCCUCACACUCUGCAUGACGCCAACAGCCACGCGUGGGGGGAUGUGCUGGCCAGCGGGCUGCCUGCUCUGGAGCUGGUGCUGGGCUGCAGUCAGGCUGGAGCAGGGGUGUCCUGCGGGAGUGGCGGUGUUCAUCUCUCACACACACCUUUCAUGGCUCUGUACUACAGAUAAAGCCAUGUUGAGACUGGGACUGCAUGGAAACUGCUUUAUCUGUUACCUUUGAAAAGAGGGACAAGGAAAUAAUGCACUUCAACAAAAAAUCUAUUAAUUUAUAAAUGUUAUGUUUUGUAAAAUAUAUAUAUAAAUUUGUAAAUAGUGAAUAUGAUAUACCGGGAGUUUAUGCAGUCAUUCAUUGGUUAUUAAAACUCGAUUUAACAAUGGCUCUUGACAAAAGCGUGUGGCCGCCUCAGUGUGUGUACGUGCUUCGUCUACUUUGUUCAGCUGUGUUUGUCUUUAAAUAUUCGGCUCCCAGCA